Messenger RNA from Penicillium roqueforti, 498 nucleotides. RefSeq lists its product as uncharacterized. The transcript has a single exon. Lineage: Eukaryota; Fungi; Ascomycota; Eurotiomycetes; Eurotiales; Aspergillaceae. The record is from RefSeq and is a predicted model, not a curated record. Gene Ontology annotation, molecular function: dioxygenase activity. The coding region runs from base 1 to 498 and encodes 165 amino acids.
AUGAACUAUCGCCUGUGUGAUUACAAUCCUAACACGGCUGCUCCCGGAUCAUCGAAUGGGUGCGGAGCCCACACGGAUUAUGGAACCUUUUCCAGUAUCUUCCAAGAUGGCACGCCCGGACUGGAGCUUGAAGAAACCCCUGGCACAUGGGUUCUCGUCCCCGGGGAUGCCACUGUUGUCUUGACUGGUUGGUGUGCGGUUAUCCUAAGUGGUAGCCGGGUUUCCGCCGCCAAACAUCGUGUCUGCCGUUCCCCGGGCGUGCGUCGGUUGAGCGCUGUUUUGUUCGUCGCCCCCGACCUUGACGUGAAAUUGAAGCCUCUGGGUGAUUCUCAGCCGAUCCGAUCUUUCUCCGAGACCAUCAUGCGUGGAGACCUAGAUGUUGAGACCUUCAAGGACGUUAUGGGGAAGAGAUGGCGAUACCGAGAGGGAAACGAAGAGAUGGACAAUGCGGACUCCCUCUCCCAGGAUAACGAGAUUGAGAACAUGGUGUGGGGCUAA